GGAGCACAAAAGGGGAAGGAAAGUGGAAUGAAGAAGCAACAGUGUCUGAGGGAACAAAGAGCCCCAAGGCAGUGAAAUAAUACAAAAACAUUUAGCGAGGCUCAGAGUGCAGCAACCUGGUGAUGCUUGUUGUACGGACUCCUCCCUCUCAUUCAGGUAUGAGGAAAACAGGAAACAUCAGUCUCAGACAAUGAACUAUGUGGGCCAGAUUGCUGAAACAGUGUUUGGCACUGUGAAGGAGCUGUACAAGGGCCUGAACCCAGCUACUCUGACAGGUUGCAUUGAUGUCAUUGUGGUGAGGCAGCCAGAUGGUUCCUUCAACUGUUCACCUUUCCAUGUGCGCUUUGGGAAGCUGCGUGUUCUGCAUUCCAGUGAGAAAGUGGUUGACAUAGAAAUCAAUGGGGAGCCAGUCAAUCUGCAUAUGAAGCUGGGUGACAAUGGUGAAGCAUUUUUUGUCCAAGAGUCAGAAGAACAAAAGGAGACCAUUCCCAUUUCUUUGUGCACAUCUCCCAUCCCUUCUGAGAAAAGCUCAGAUCCUGCAGCCUUGGGCUCAGACACAGCCCUCCGUAAGAAAAGAUGGCGGAAGAAGAAGCCGAAAAAAAGGGAGCGGUCGGUAGAAUCAACAUCGGAAGAAGAGGGGACUGAAAGUGAGCAAUCCCUAGAGGAAAAGCGAAAAUGGUUGACUUCCAACAAUUCAACCUAUUACUCAUUCACGGAUGUUCAGUGUGAAGGAGCUGGGACUUCACAAGCUCAAGAAGCCUACCCCUAUUCUGACGGAGAGCUGACUCCUCUGCAGAGGUCAAUGAUAGUAAAUGAUGCCAAAGGCAAACAAUCCCAACAGCUAGGCCUUUCUCCAAACUCCUCAUCAGCUCCAAAAAGUGACUCUGAACUGGAGCUCAGAAAUCCUGAACUACCAUGUGACUCUGAAUCUCAUGUGCAGUGGUCAUGGGGAAGAUUGCCUGAGGUAAGCAGAUCAGACCGAACAGAUGCAACAAAACCUGGUGUGAGUGUCUCCACAACAGUAGCCAUCACCCCAAGUACCCCCAUCAGCACUGCCAGUACCAUUACCGUGUGUGAGAAAACUCACUUUGUGGCCAUCACUGCAGGCUUAGAAAGUGACAUGGACAUGGUAGAAUCUGAUGGUGUAUUGUGUUCUCCACUCACUCCUAUUAAGCCAGCCCCUAUUUUUCCUACUGAAAAUGGCCUUCCCAAUAAAGAAGAGCUGUGUCCUUCCAUUCAAGUGAUUUGCAGUGAUCUAGAGACAACUCCCAGCCUUCCAGAAGAUGUACAAGACAUAAAAAUACCUACAGAGAAUGAAGGAACCAAGGCAAUCAAGGAAACCAUUGAACAAAUUCAGGAUCAGAAUUUAGAAGUGCAAUCUUCUGGGCAAACUGGUUUGGUAAACAACGAGCCUUGCAGGAGUCCAGAGCCGAAACAGGAUAAACAAAGUUAUGUGAAGAGAAGCCCCCACCUAGGACCUACUGAUAUUUACUUAGAGGACCUCUCGAAUUUGGAUGCAGAGGAAUUAGCACUUUAUUUCCCUAAAAGUGAUGCUGAGCUGAGUGGCGAUGCGCAAACUGAUCCUGGCAAUUUCUCUCAUGCCCCUUGGCUGGGUGAUGCUACUGUUGACUGCAGUUCAGAUAAUCUGUUGGAACACUCAUCAUGCAACCAAACACCCCAUAUCCUCCUGUCUGUCUGCGGAGGUCUUGGGGAUGAUGGGGAGUUUUCUCAUGCUGAGAGGUUUAUGAAGCAUAUAGUUUCCUAUCAAGAGUUUGCAGAGAACCCAGCAAUUCUUGAGGACCCAAACUUGGUGAUACAGAUCCACAAGAAAUAUUACAACUGGGCAGUUGCUGCACCUAUGCUUCUCUCCCUACAAGCUUUCCAAAAGACUCUUCCUAAGAGUACUGUUGACAGACUAAUGAAGGAAAAGAUGCCCAAGAAGGGUGGCAGGUGGUGGUUUUCUUGGCGGCGGCGAGAAUUAUCUAAUGAGGAGCAUGAAUCCAGUGUGCAGAAAAUUGAUACAGUAGGCAAACAUCCAGGGGACUCCUCUCUUCAGAGAAGAGAAGAUGCUUCAUCCAGUGGUGAUGAGUCUAUAUCCUUAGGCCAAAGGGAAACAACUGUACCAGAUGCUAUCAUGCAAAAGUUUCUUCCAACCUACAAGAAAUCCUUAAGACUCUCUUCAGAUCAAAUUAAAAGUCUGCACCUGAGAGAUGGGCCUAAUGAAGUAGUAUUCAGUGUCACCACUCAGUACCAGGGCACAUGCCGUUGUGAAGCCACCAUAUACCUAUGGAACUGGUAUGACAAGGUUGUAAUCUCUGACAUUGAUGGGACCAUUACCAGGUCUGAUGCUCUAGGUCACAUCUUACCACAUCUGGGGAAAGACUGGACCCAUCAAGGCAUUGCUAAAUUAUUCCACAAAAUCCACCUGAAUGGAUACAAGUUCCUCUACUGUUCUGCCAGGGCCAUUGGCAUGGCCCACAUCACCAAAGGAUAUCUUGAAUGUGUCAAUGACCAGGGAUGGAUGCUCCCCAAAGGGCCCAUCCUGCUGGCACCUAGCAGCCUCUUUUCAGCUUUGCACAGGGAGGUGAUUGAGAAGAAGCCAGAAGUGUUCAAAAUUGCCUGCUUAAUGGAUAUCCGGAAUCUGUUUGGCUCCGACAGGAAGCCCUUCCAUGCUGCAUUUGGGAACAGACCAAGUGAUGUCUAUGCCUACAAGGAAGUGGAGUUGCCAGAAUCCCGUAUAUUCACUGUGAACCCCAAGGGGGAACUGAAACAAGAACUCAUAAAAAUCCAUAAAUCCACGUAUGAUCGGUUGGGUGAGGUGGUAGAGCUCCUUUUUCCCCCUAUCGGCAACAAUGUGAGCAUUUCUUUAGCUUGUCCAGAAUUCAGCCAGUUCUCUUACUGGAGAGCUCCACUACUUCCUGUUGACUUUGAAGAUUUUGCCUGAAGAUACAGAACAAAAUCCUUCCCAAUGGAUCUUUAACAAUUGGUCCUCUGGUUGGAUUGACAGGCAGUGAAUGCUCCCUGCAACAUUUCCACAUGAUGUGAAUGCCCUGGUGUUUAGAGAGGCUGUCUGAAUAGGGACUAUUAAAAGGUGUACUUCCCCCCUUCACUUUCAUUAGAGCAUGUGAGAAAGUCUCUUAAUCCAUUUGACAACACUUGUUUAUGCCACAUGAAUGAAUGCAUUUCCCCACUGGAAGAUGAGUGCUUUUAUGAGGUUCAACAGUUGAAUUGUUUCCUCCAUUCUUAAAGUCGAUGACAAACUUGGCUGAAUAUUAAAAAUGGAUCUUGGGUGGCCUCCCCACUUUUCAUAACUUCUGAUCAUCUACUGUGCCAUUUUUAGGAUAUGUUUAAAUUGCAGAUGUCAGAAAAACAACAGGCUUUGGAAAGGGAAACAAGAGGUUAGCAUCCUGUUAAUGAAUCUUUCCAAGUUCAAGUCUGUUAUUAAUUUGCAUAAUAAUUACUUCCUGGCUUGAUCAGAUGACUAUUAUCAGGAUAAUGGCUGUAGAUUACUAAUACCAUUAUUAGUAUGUGCUUGAAAGAUGAAGGCUUUAAUCUACAUGCAUGUAUGUUGAGUGUGUGUCUGAGUCUAAUUGCUCUGUACAGCUGGAAACAGAUUGUGAUUGUGUUUUGCCUUUCCUCAAAGAGUUGAAGAUGAUAUGCUGAGGCAGUGUUGUUCACGGAGAACACACUUCCCCCACUAUCGUUUCAGAUCACAGGUUUCAUACUGAACAGGCAAAUUUUGUUUGAGGAGAGAUGAUGGUAGAUCAGAAGAAAUUAUGUUUACUCAUAACACUUUCAACACUCUUUGAACUAUUGCUUUACCCAUCCUUAUAUAGUUCCAGUAAGAUCUGGUUUCUAGGGAGACAUGUCUAGUGCCUUAUUUGAAGCUGUUUAUGGUGUGCCAUUGAUACUUCUGAAUUUGAAAAAUACUGUGUCUUCUGAAUCUUCAACUCUUAUCUGGCCUGAACAUAGUGACAUGUGACCAUCUUUCUCAUGUUUUGCUUCUUAGAGGUUCAGUGCUUGUUUGGAACAGUCUAAUUAAUGAGUUGUGUCCUCAUAUGCACUGUUUUACGGAGCCAUGUUUUUUCUUAGGCAAUCACUUGGUAGUCUUUUUGACUUUGUAAGUCACUGUAUGUUCUGUUUGAGCUGGCCAUGUUUUGCAUGGGAAGACACCAGAGAUUUGAAGAAAGCAUGCAAAUUUUUAUUCUGCUAAUUAGCACUAGGAUGGAAAAGGCAAAAGAGAAGUAAAUGACAGCAGGCAAAGAAGGGCGGCAAAACAUUCUGGGAUACAGUAUUUUGGAGUUGUUCUGCUGCUUCCUGCCCACAGUGGACAUUAGCAACAUUGUUGUAAAUUAGAUGAAGACAAAAGACUUGGAUUUAAGUCAAAAGAACAAUUCUUGUUCUACUUCACAUACACUUCUAUCCUUUUGCUGAACCAAGAUGGACCAUUAGUGCACUCAAGUGAUUGUGUCACACAGGUUCUAGGAGCUAUUUAUUUUGCAAUAAAUCUGUCAUUCUAUAUUUCAUGGGAAUUAAAUAUAAUGUAAGUGUGGAAAUAAAGGUUUUGAG
Sceloporus undulatus (fence lizard) is the source of this 4569-nucleotide messenger RNA. RefSeq names its product lipin 3 (gene LPIN3). Gene Ontology annotation, molecular function: phosphatidate phosphatase activity; transcription coactivator activity. The record is from RefSeq and is a predicted model, not a curated record. Gene Ontology annotation, biological process: cellular response to insulin stimulus; triglyceride biosynthetic process; fatty acid catabolic process. Gene Ontology annotation, cellular component: nucleus. Lineage: Eukaryota; Metazoa; Chordata; Lepidosauria; Squamata; Phrynosomatidae. Bases 191 to 2944 code for a protein of 917 amino acids. The transcript is spliced from 21 exons.